UUGUACAAACAGCUUGAGUCAUAUAAACUUCACCUGUCCGGAAUAUACUUACCUUGCAAUAAAUUAAUAUAUCGUAAUUUUGUUAUUAUAAAGUUAUUUUUUUAUUAAAAAUGUAUUGUUUUAUUGUAGCGUUAGUUCUGCUAUCAUAUAUAUUCUUCGACGUUAACUAUUUUAUUCGUGUUGCUUUCACAAUUUUGUUUGGAAGACUGUUUCAAAAGAAAUGCGGUGUUAAUGACUCCACAACAAUUUACGGAAUAUGUACCACCCAGGAUGUCGACAUCUUCUUGCGACACAUGAAUAAUGCUCGUUACGUGAGAGAUUUGGACUUCGCAAGGUUCCAUUUCUAUGACAGGACCGGCAUCUAUAGGAAUAUUAAGGCAGUCGACGGACAUGUCCUCCAGGGCGCAUCCAGUAUACGAUACCGUAGAACCAUUCCCAUAUUUAAUGCAUACAAAGUGGAGACGAGGUUGGUGUAUUGGGAAGACAAAUCUCUGUUCAUAGAACAAAAGUUCAUAACGUUGCAUGACGGUUUCGUCCGUGCCAUAGUACUAUCCCGUCAGAACCUUAUUAACAUCGACGCUGAUGGUCUUCUCAAGAACAUUCCGGGAGUCGAGAAGAAACCCGAAUGCCCCGAAGAGAUCAAACACUGGCUGCAGGCCAUUGAGAUAUCCAGCGCGAGACUGCGCAAGAAGGAUUAAUUUCAUUCUACUGUAUAUAUUAUUUAAUGAAAAUAAAUGUAUUUUUUAAAGUGUGCA
Molecule: messenger RNA, 755 nt
Organism: Danaus plexippus (monarch butterfly)
Lineage: Eukaryota; Metazoa; Arthropoda; Insecta; Lepidoptera; Nymphalidae
Product: protein THEM6-like
Exons: 3
Coding region: 111-698 (195 amino acids)
Source: RefSeq, a predicted model, not a curated record